UGUUUGUGGAUCUGAAGGCGACUGUGAGGGAGAAGUUUGAAGACGAGCCGCGGGCAGCAGGACCCCCUCACACACCCUCUCUGUGCUCUUUACACACUCACAACAGAGCUGGGUAAUGCUUUGAUAUUUCUGAAUGUCAAAGUAAAGGACAGUUUUAAAGUUUUUUUUGUUUUGGAGGUCUCCCAGUUUGGACUGAACCACCGCCCGGUUGAUGAUAUUUCCAGCGGGCAGCUGUGCAUCCUGUCCGGGGAGAGGUGAGCAGAAACACCGUGGGACUUCGCAACAAAUCAGAGGACGUAAAAAAAUCAGGAACUGUUAUCUGGACGUGUUUCUGUUUCGUAACCUGCGUUUCACUCGCUGGACUUUUGCAACUUUUCUCUAGAAAUGGUUGGCAGGUUGAACUUGCCAAAUGUAUGUGAAGGAGACCCGCUGGAUAUGAGCUGCAGGGCGGAGAGAGGACUUGACAGCCCGGACUCCGGGUUACCCCCGAGCCCGAGCCCCAGCGCCUGGCUGCUGCCUGUGUGUGCGGAUAAAGCCGGGGGCGUGAGCCCGGUGUCUGAGGACGAGGGACGGGGCUCCCUGGUUCCAGUUUUGCCCACCGGAUCUUUCCAGCAGCUGCACCCGUUGUCCUUUGGGGAAGGCAUAGCGCUUGAUCCAUUGCCAGCGAAGGAAAUAAGAUACACCUCAUCUGUGCACUACGACUCGGACCGCCACUUCAUCCAGGGCGUGGCCCUACAGCCCACGGGCCAGGGCCUUGAACACUGCAUGCAGACCAUCAUGGCCGUACCCCACAGCACCUGGCGCCACUACAAGACACAGCUGGAGUUCCAGCCUCGCCAUCGGCCGCAGCACUUCCACAGCACCACCAUCGUCUACCCCAAGAAAACCAGCACCCUCUACACCACAGAGCUGAGCUACGACUGCCACCGACUAUCCAAACGUUUCCUCUCCAGCGUGGAGCUGGAGAUGGUCGGCCGCAGGGAGCUACCUCAGUGAGGGCGGGGACAGGUGCUGGGGACACACAAGGGUGGUUAUUCCAAUGACGCCUAUACUGUAGCUCCCCCAAGGCUGGCUGCCGCUGACCUGCUGUGUUGUCUUUUAACAGUUGUGUAGCCUGUUAUCUUUUUAAGUACCCCUCCUACGCUGUGGACAGGAAGCACCUGUGCUGUGAUGUUGCAGAUAUCAGAGAUGACAAGACAUCGACAGAGUGGGUUAGAUAUCCAUCCAGUACAUGUCUCUAUGUUUAUAUUCCUGCCAGUGGAUGAUCCAUCAGAGGGAAUGGACGUUUCAUUAAAUGCUUCAACCUUGUAGCUUGUUGGUUUCCAAGGCAUGCUCGUAUCUGAUUUGUUUUUACAGGCUGUAGGAUCGACUCGUGGACUGGGAUGAGGAGAAUACGUCUCUGCCCUCAGCAGACUCUCCUCAUGUCACAUCAAGUUGGUCAAAUAACAGAGUGAGGGAAGGAAAGGGAAAAUUUAAAUGUGGUGCUGGAGUUUGCAUGCAUGCUAAGAACUCACUAACUUAUCCACACUGUUUGUUUCUUCACAGGGUAUUGUGUGUUUCUGCACAACUUAGACACAAGCUAAGCUCUUCCCAAGCCUUCUCUCUGGCCACUGUUGCAAGUCACAAUGUGUUACGUAAAUGUUGGUAGAUUAAGGGAAUGUAUGUUUUCGUUGUGAUGUGUGCACGUAGACAAACUGAUUAAGCAGGUAGUAUAGAUGGAUUAUGAGUGUGGAGUUUACUGAGAAGUGGAUUUUUUGAUAUCACUCACUGGCUUUCUAGUGACAAUAACAAGCUGCAUUCCACUGCCAUCACUUUCUCUGGCUUGACUUGGAUUGAAAUUGUAUUUAUUCUUUUAGUUUUAGGUUGAGAUUUUAUCAGCUGUUUAACGGGUCUCUCCACAGUCAUGGCAAGGGAUAUUUUUGUGAUGCCCCAUGUGCCUUAUUGAUGUAUCUGUUGAUGCUUUUUUUAUAUUAGUCACUUAUUCAGUGCCAGUUUGAAAUAAAGACUUCAUCAGUUCAACGAUUUUGUAUUUUAUGAGGAGGUAGCGGUGUGGGUUUUCUCGAGGUGCUCCAGCUUCCUCCCAGUCCAAAGACAUGCAGGUUAAUUGAUAACUCUAAAUUGUCCGUAGGUGUGAAUGUGAGUGUGAAUGGUUGUCUGUCUCUAUGUGUCAGCCCCGUGAUAGUCUGGUGACCUGUCCAGGGUGUACCCUGCCUCUCGCCCAGUGUCAGCCCCCCCCCCCCCCCCCAAACUUCUAACAGGAUAAGCAGUUACAGAAAAUGAUAGAGUGAGUGAAAGAAUGAGGAGGUAGUCCUUGUCUGAUUUAAAGAUGACAGCAGACAGAGGUAAUUAUUCAUUAUUUUGGCCCACAAAGUGAACACACUAACAAACUUUCACCACAGGAAUGUCGUGUCUAAAAAGAAGCUGCUGGAAUGAUGUGUGUAUGAUUAAGUGAUGCUAACUUUCCUCUUCAGAGGAGAAAUAACUUUUUCUUCUUAAAUGUUUUUGAUGCUUUGAGCACCUCCACUUAAUAUAUUCAACCACAGUGAAUUACACUACAACAGUCUGGGUAGAUGGAUGUGCUAUUGAUCUCAUAAGGUAUGAUACAUUGAUUUUGGGUGAACUGUCCCUUUUUAAGGGAGGACGUCCCAGGUGAAUAGGGAAACUUUUUUAACAUAUAAAUAUCACCAUGAAACUUCCCUAGGUGAUUACUUAUAUUAAGGCAAUUUCUUUUUAUCUUAAAGGUUUUCUGAAGUUUAAAUAUGCACCAAUUUGCAUACAUAAAUCUGAACACUGGAUAAAGCUAGUUUAAAAUUUCUUGCUUUUUUUGAUGACAUAUUAAGAGUCAGAGAUUUUUUGCAAAUAUAGUUUUUGAUAUCUCUUUGUAUUACUCUAUAAAUCAGAAAAUAUUGUAAACAGUAAAAAAAAAAAAAAAUCCAUCAUCCAUCUAUCACCCUAUUUUUCGGAAUAAAAUGUUAAAAAAAAUCAGGCUAUAAAUGAUAUAUGAACAAGCCCCUCUGUGAAAACCUUUUGAAUAUAGAUGGGAAUAAAUCUGGGGAUGUCUGGCUCAGAGUAUGAGAAAAAACAUUUUGAGAAAAUUGCCCUUAAAGAUGCGUUUUGUAAAAUUACAUAUAUUUUUAAGAUGCUACAGGUGAACAGAGUUAAACUAUAUCACCAACUUCAUGUUUUUAAUAUGUUGCCUUAAACUUUAUGUUUGAAUAUGGAAAUGAAGCAUUAUCAAGGCUAAUUAUAUAUGCACUUUUCCAAUAAA
Messenger RNA from Epinephelus fuscoguttatus (brown-marbled grouper), 3268 nucleotides. It is a transcript of the gene rflnb, whose product is annotated as refilin B. The record is from RefSeq and is a predicted model, not a curated record. Gene Ontology annotation, cellular component: actin filament bundle. The transcript has 3 exons. Gene Ontology annotation, molecular function: filamin binding. Gene Ontology annotation, biological process: negative regulation of bone mineralization involved in bone maturation; skeletal system morphogenesis; negative regulation of chondrocyte development. Lineage: Eukaryota; Metazoa; Chordata; Actinopteri; Perciformes; Serranidae. The coding region runs from base 385 to 996 and encodes 203 amino acids.